AUGAGUCUGGAAAGCGCCCGCCAGUUGAAGAUGAAAGAGGGCGCCGAUGGUGUUGCUGGAGAGGUGGAGGUAUCAGGCAGAACUGAUACGGUAGAGAUUGAGAUGACAAAGAUGCACCAAAUUGACAAUCGCAAAGAGCUUGAAGCCAAGUUUGUUCGAAAACUUGAUCUCAGAUUAUUACCGCUGAUGAUGUUGAUUUUUACUAAUGAAUUCUGUGAUGGAGAUGUCCUCAACUACCUUGAUCGGAAUAAUAUCGCAACUGCGCGUCUAGGAAGCCUGGAGGAGGACUUGGGACUUUAUGGAAACCAAUAUAACACCGUUAUCAGUCAGUUCCCACUCCUCGUUGAGAAUUCACGUAUAUUAAUCCAGCUUAGGUCUGUUCUUUGUCGGAUAUAUUCUGACUCAAGUUCCGACCAAUAUGAUUUUGAACAAGAUGCGGCCAUCAUUAUUCCUGCCAGCAGUUAUGUGCGGAUGGGCAGUAGCUUUGUGGAGGCCCCGUUUUUUCCUGGUGCAUUAUUUCUAUUCUCUUCGUGGUACACUAAAAAGGAACUAGCUGCCCGAAUCUCUAUUCUUUAUGUCGCCGCGCAGAUAUCAGGUGCUUUUGGCGGCCUUCUUGGCAGUGCUAUCAUGUCUGGGAUGGAUGGAAAAGCUGAAUUAUCGGCAUGGAGAUGGCUUUUCAUUAUUGAAGGAUGUGCAACAAUCCCAGUGGCCUUGUGCGCCAUGUUCUUUUUGCCAGACUACCCAGAGACUACAAAGUGGCUAACUGAGGAAGAGCGUACACUGGCCAUUGCACGCCUAGCGGAGGAAGCAAACGAAAGUGAUCAUGAAGAGACAAACAGCAAAUUUGAGGGCUUGAAACUUGCAUUUGCAGACCCUGUCCUCUAUAUCAUCUGGGUGAUGCAGCUAGGCCUGAACACAGCCGCCUGCUUUACGAACUUUUUCCCCACGAUUGUGGAAACAUUGGGAUAUGGCACAACCGAGACGCUCUUACUGUCUGCGCCGCCAUACAUCUUUGCAGCUAUUUAUGGCCUCAAGUAUUUAGCAGCGUUGGCUUUAUCAUCAGCGCCGUGA
Molecule: messenger RNA, 1071 nt
Organism: Penicillium angulare
Lineage: Eukaryota; Fungi; Ascomycota; Eurotiomycetes; Eurotiales; Aspergillaceae
Exons: 7
Coding region: 1-1071 (356 amino acids)
Biological process (GO): transmembrane transport
Cellular component (GO): membrane
Molecular function (GO): transmembrane transporter activity
Source: RefSeq, a predicted model, not a curated record